This is a messenger RNA of Dromaius novaehollandiae (emu), 7482 nucleotides long. RefSeq lists its product as uncharacterized. The record is from RefSeq and is a predicted model, not a curated record. Lineage: Eukaryota; Metazoa; Chordata; Aves; Casuariiformes; Dromaiidae. The coding region runs from base 4152 to 7331 and encodes 1059 amino acids. The transcript is spliced from 5 exons.
AGAUGAGAGGACAGGGAUGUCCCUCCACGUCUCUGAGGGCAGGAGGCUGGGGCUGGCUGCCUGCUAGAGAUUUUCGUAGGGUUUUCUCAUGGGCUUCCCGGCUGCCUGGAGAUCUGCUGCAGUCUUCCCUCUUUGCUUUCUUGUGGGCAGAGCAGAUGCUGAGGGGAGUAAAAUGCUGAGGAGGAGGAGGAGGAGGAGGAGGAGAGCUUGAUCCACACGCAGAGGGAAGGGAGCAGUGAGGGCUGGAGGAGGGAGGAGGGCGGCAGAGCAGCUGCUGGGUUAAGCAGCGGGGCACAGCCCGCUCUGUAAUGGCUGUGGGUGACCCACAGAGCUGUCUCUGGAGCCACGUGCCCAGGCUGGCCAGCCCCAGGCAGGGCCACAGCACCCUCUGCAUGAGCUGAGGCUGGGCCGAUGGCCCCAUCUCUGCCCGCACGGGGCAGAGCGCAGGGCCUGUGCCCUCUUUAGCUUCUAUCAGCAGCAGCCGUAGUUUCUCCACGGCAAGCAAGGCCUGGCUCUUGCGAGAUACAUCUAAAUUAACGUGCGCACAAUCUAAGGAGAUCUAUAGUGCAAGGGCUUGUGAAAAUGUAUGCUUGUUUUCUGGUACAAGCAAGGGAAUUUUUGGUUCCAAGAGUGUCGUCGUUAAUGUUAAUGGUGGUAAGGGCUUCACGACAUUCGUGAAGCUCCAGUGUACUUUCCGGUUCCCGGAGGGGAGGAAGCGACGGCGGCUUGAUAUUGCCCUGAGCACACAAGGGCUGUGCAAUGGGCUUUGGGAAGGGUAGAGGAGAGAGAGCAGCGCCUUACGCAGACUGUAUCUUGUUAUCUCUUAGUGCGUCAUGUGAAACGAAGUAAGACCAAUGGAAAAAAUGCUGGAGGACUGAUGGGAACCCAAGCAGAGUUCUCACAGGCAGCUGUAAAAUGACCUGCAAAGUGUCCCGUAUGGCCAGAAGAAUUGCGCUGUGCAAGCUUUGUUUUCCCAUUUAUGAAACCAGCGAUCAUUGUAGGAACCCACGGCACCAGAUAGUUGCAACUCCUCUGCUUCUCUAGGUUGUUGUCUAGAUAAAUAAUAAUGGCUCCUUGCUCAGGGCAAACUUGGGGUUUAGGCUGCCAUACCCUGAGUAAAAGGUGAGGAGCUUGAGGCAGCCUUCCAUUGCUUGCUCACUCCCUCCCUCCAGGUGGGGGAACGGCAAGGAUGGUCUGAAACACAUGUCACUUGGGAUAACAGGAAAGCAAACUGCAGAAGUCUUUAGAGGCUGUGGUGCUUGAUAAGAAGGGAAAUGAGCUAAAAACCACAGUCCCUGCUCAGUGCAUAUAAAGCAUACACUUUUCACAGCAAUCCAGCCUUUCAUAUUAGAGUUACACACAGGCUGUUAUCCUUCCACACCAAGAACCAUGAGCAGCAAUCUGGCCUGUCUAAUUGGGAUUUGAGCUUUCUUAGCAAUAUUAGAAAAGCAGAGCCUUUUGUACCUUUGGCCUCCAAUACCCAACUAUUGUACUGAUACUUUUUAUUGAGCCCAUAUCCUCGUACGUAUUUAGAUAUCUGCCUCCAUUGAGAGUUUUCUGUCUUUUAAGAAAGAACUCACCCAUUCAUGUGAACGUACCUACUUUUAAUCUAGUUUUAAUCAGUCUAUAACUUUUAGACUUUUGUAAAUUCUGCUAGCAGAAUUCCACAUUCCAAAGACUCUUUCCUUCAGAUAUCCAAUAUGCGUCAGACCUGCAGGCUACCUGACCAGCUGUAAACACCAUUUACAAAUAUUUGUGAUGCUCAGGAAGAUUUCUAGAUGUCAUUGGCCAGAGAUCUAAGUAGAAGACAAUAAUCUCUGUGUCGGACUGUCUAACUGCAUGCACAGGUUGAUCAUGUAUGGACUGGUAUGACCAUGUAUUAGCUACUGCUAGUGGAGACUUUUUAACUCUUUUAUCUUUGUUCAAUCACAGUUCAUCUGAGAGGCUUUAAAAUGUGAUUUAGGAUCAUGCAGGACUUGGCUGUAAAUAAUAAGGUUUGGACCAAGUCAGAGUUAACUGGAUGGUUAGUCUGCCUCUGCAGUGUUGUGCUCUCUGACCACCACUGCUGCUCUCGUCAAGCAACUGAGGCACUUCACCAAUGGCAUUGCAGAAAGCUGGUCUACAGUACUCAAGGCAAGAAGAUAAGUAAAGACUAUGGAGCUGUAGCUUUUCUCCCAGGUGCCCUCUUUCACCAGACUGAUGUUAGGCUGACCUUAGUGCUAGGUGAAUGCACUCCUGUUCAAUACAAAAGGAAAACACUUCUCUACAGGAAUUUCCUGGGCAGUUUUUAAUAAAGGAGCACACACUUCAUGCCUUGGAAUACGGAACUAACAAACAAUGAAGGGCUGAGCUAAGGGUAUCUGCUUAGGCAAGAGUAUCUGAAGGGGGGGAGCUGCAAUUUUUUUUACCGAAGCACAGGCUGAAGUCAGACACAGCUCUGCAGCGCACCACAGCUUACGCUGAAUAGACUGGCCUUCAGAGAGUACUGUGUACAAUCAUGUUAUGCUCCGCAGAGCAUCGUUUGCUCCAUUCUUCAUGGAGAGCUAAGGUGAGGAGGCCAAGCUUCAAAGAUCAAGAGAAGUGAGCUGAGGAGAGGACUUUGCAUCAGUGUAGUUUGUGAUUGAAGCCUAGGAGAGAAUACACUCCAGUAAGAAGUUACAUGGAAGGAAAGCGGCUUGGGACACUUUGGAAGAACUGUUUAAUGGGAAAGAUGACUUAAUAAGAUUUCUGAGAGCUAUGAAAGAGAGCAAACUGCAUAGGCAGGAUGCUGAACAAAACUGAACAGAUCUUUGUGCUAAAGGGAGCGGUAUGGGGCUAGCGGUACAAACAUAUACCUUCUUGGCACUGCAUCGGGCAGAAUGGGAUGAUAGGCCAUCAUGAAUGGCUCUACUGCUCACAUCAGGAUGAAGCUGUGGGACGGUGCCUGCAUCAGGAUCCCCAGCUCCACAAGGAGCCUUUGGCCUGGCCAGCCAAGCAGCCAGGGCUGUGUGUGCUUUCCCCAGCUCAAUCCAUUUUCCCUCUCUACUCCAGGCAACAUCUCUCAGUAGCACUGCCUGGGCUGUAGCUCCCAGCUCCCAGCUCACGAGUUCCCUCUUUGGGGAGCAAUUACAUCACGGCCACUGCUCUGGCUUAGCUCUUGGAGCACCAUCUCUGGUAAAGUAGUAGCAACCUCAUGGUGUUACAGUAUCACAGUAGCCUCCUUGCUGGACUCCAGCGCCAGGCCCCAGUUUGUACACACCCCCUCAGAAGGUGGCGGGUAGCCCAGGCAUUGGGAUUUUGCCCUUCCCUGUGAAAGGCCAGAGGUUUUACAUAGCCCUGGACGGUGGUAGCCUUGGGCUGGCUGUAGUGCUUCCUCUAGCCAUGCAGGCAGUUGCCUCGUGCUUGGAUGACUGUUGACUGACUCCCUUGGUUAGGCUCAGCUCUGGGAGGGCCCCCUCUGGUACAAGGUGACAACCCCAUGUCAUCACUGCAUCACAAAUGUUGCCUUAGCUUAGCUGUGGCAGCAUCAUCGCUGCUGAAGAGAAGAAAACCCUGUGUCAUCACCGCAUCACAAACGUGAGCCAGCGUAUAUGUCGGGAGGAUGGGUGUCACUUUGCCUCUGAGCUGACAGGUGAAGAGAGCUGAAAGAGCAGGUAAGCACACUGAGCUGAGUCCGGCAGCUCCUCACCAAGGUCUCUGUGGCAGGGUGGGCUCUCGCUGUGCUUGUGGGCAGGCCCAGAAACUCAGGGUCCAGCAACCCUUGCAAACUCAUUUGUGUGGAUGCGGCCUGGUGUCAAUAGGAUCAAAGAGAGUGAUUUGAGCUUCCCCUCACUUUAGACAUAAGGCUGAAAUACAAAGGAUUCUUGAAAGGGUAUUGGAAACCCAGCAGUGUUUGGGGUAGAUUUUGAGCCUGGCUUGCAGAUAAGAGAGCAUCCCAGUGCAGUGCCCAAAGCCCAGUGGGGAAUAAAAAGGGUCUUUGGCUUGGGAAGCAACAAAGACAGAGAGCCUGGGAGCAGACGCUGAAAUUGUUCUUUUAGGAUUGUUCUUCUCGGCGUGUUUUCAGAAGAUUGUUGCUGUCGAUCCUAGACCCAGGGACCACAGGAAGGAGAAGGAGGUUGCCCUUUGCCUGUGUGCAGACCUGGCGCGUGAGAGGGAGGUCUGAUCCCUGAGAAAUGAACUUUUCCCCCAUCGCCAUGGACGGUGUCAUCUCUCCAGCUUUCCUGUGGUUCCUGAUGCUGGUGCUCACCUUCUACCUCCUGCUGACCUUCAACAAGCACAAGGAAGGCAGCUGCAAGAAGAGAAGGUGGAGGGGCAGCGAUGAGGAGCCCAGAGGUGAGCGGCUCCUGGGCAAGGGCAGGUGCCCUGCAAAGGAAACCCUGAGACCCCACACAUCCACCGCCCCGCUCUGCCUCUGCCGGGGCUCCUGUGAGGGACUGCCCCAUCCGCUCACUUGCCAUCUCCCCUUCCAGCAGCCUUUUCCCUCUGGGAGGAAGAUCCAGAGGAGUCUUCAGGGUCCUCUGGGUCCCAGUAAGUGGAGCCCUUCCCUCUGUAGUGCAGCAGCCCCCUCUGGGAGCCGCCAGCAAGAGAGAGCCCAUUCAUACUGCCCUCUGCCCACAUGCAGAUACACUGGAGUCCUGGAGAUGCUCAUCACGGAUCGCUGGGAGAUGGACCUGAACUUUGAUAACAUAAUCAGAUCUGUGAAGGAGGCCUCAAAGAGGCUCACCUGGAAGGCCAUCAACAGCAGCUCCAUCACUUGUGACUCAGCAAGUGAAGCCAGCUUCUCUUCAGGGACGUCUUUCUCCCCUGCUAGCGAUUAUUCCCUCACUUCAACUUUGGGGAGCCAAGCCAGCUCUUUUUCAGGGGAGUCUUUCUCCUCUUUCACUGAUGGAGAAGGUCUGGCUCAAGGCUCUAGCGUGCAGCCUGUCCUCGCGGAUCCCCGGCCUAGCCAGGAGAAGCAGCAGGACCUGGCGACUCGCCCACCUGGCAGGGAAGUGGGGGCCAGCUGCCACAUGGCUGGCAGUGGCCUGCAGCAGCAGCACCUUGAGGUCCACCUGGAUGUGCCCCCCCAAUGCCCAGGAGUGUUGGGCUUCCACGUCGGGGAAACGGAGACAACUUUCUUGUACCCUGAUGCCCAAGAAGACUUGGAGGAGCGUGUCCAGAAGAAGAAACUUGAGAUGCAACUGGGGCUGCCGGCUGCUGUCUGCAAAUCCCUGCACGCCGACCUGUCCUGGCCUCCUAGCCCACCACCACUGCCUGCAAAGCCAGACACGGAGCAGGUUUCCAGCAUGCAGAGGCAAACCUUCCCAGGCAAAGCCGAGUUCAGUGCUGUGGAGUUGGAUUUCAGCUGGAAUGGCAAGGAGAGCUUGGAGUGUCUCAUCCAGGAAAAUGAAUGGCAGCAGGAAGCAGGCCUGUCAGCCAGUCUGGGUGAACCUCAGCAGGAGUUGCCAAGCUCAGCUCCUCGAACACCUCAGUGGCAUGCUGAGCCUGAUGAGGUGGUGGUUCCCAGCGUGCAGGAGCUGCCCUUCCUCGACAACACUGUCAAAAAGCAGCUAGAGCUGUACAUCAUAAAAAUGCAGAUGAAACAGUGCUUUGGGCCACCAGCAAGGAUCCCGGCCUGCAAGAAGGUUGCGGCCCCUGUCGCAGGGCAAAAAGCCUCCCAGCCUCCCCCUCCACACAGAGGUGCUGGGCUGCCAUAUCACUCCCCCUUGCAGCACUGGACCAGGCAUGCUCAGACCAGGUGCUCUGCAGAAGAGCCCCCAGGCCCCAAGCAGGAGAAGAGCAGGUGUCCCACAUCUCCCAUGAUGAGAGAGCAGAGACUCAGCUCUCAGAGCAGGAGGCAGCCAGAGGAAGAGAGCCCUGAAGAAGAAGAGGCUACAGACCUUGUCAUGGCAUGCCCGGGACAGCAGCAGGGUCAAGCCUGCUCUGCUCCAAGUGCUUUCCUGAGAGCAGCACAGGAGAUGUCUUGGAAGGACAAGGAGGUAUCAGCCUGCAAAAGAGAGCGUGGGGGAACAGCCAGCAGCAGCAAGGACACUGAGGAGUCCCUGCUGGCCACCAGCAGGAAGGAUCAGGGUCCUGGGACACAAGGGGAUGUGCGCAGCCCUUGCCCUCCCAGCCAGGCAGAGCAGGCGUUGCUGCAGAGCGAGGAAGCUCACCAGGGGCAACUGUGGCAGUCCCAUGAGAGCUGGAGCAGCUCCAGUGAGGACAUGAGGACACCAGAGCUGCCAUCAAAGAAGAGUGUCCCCCAGGAAAAACACAGCCAGUCCUGCGAGAGCUGGAGCAUCUCCAGGGAGGACAAGGAGACACCAGAGCUGCCAGCAGCCAGGAGAGCUCCUCCAAGAAAACGUUCCCAGAAGAGACAACACAGUGAGGAGGGCCCCUCAGCUCUGCCACCGGCUCCAGCCCCUGCAGGGACCAGUGUUCCAGUCUCCCAGCUGGAAGGGCUCCUCACAGCCCUCAUCGAUUCCCACAAGGCCAGCCAAGCUGCUCACAAAGCGCAGAACCAGCUGCUGGAGGAAAUGUUGGUGUGGCUCCCAGACAAGGCUGGGGCCCCAAGGAAGGACACGACAGGAGGGCACCCCGUUGGCUCACGGCGCUGCAGACAUGUGGCUGAAAGCUGCCCUCACUGCAGGGGACGGAGAGCAGUGCAGGAUGCGCCCGUGCCGGCUGCCUUGCCCACCAAUAUCACCACAAAUAUGAGCAAGGACAGAAAUCGCCAAAGGAGUCCUGUCUUUAAGCUGAAAAUGAGUCUGGAGCAAGUCUGCCAAUGGGUAUUAACAGAGGAGCCAGAGCAGGGGAAGGGCAGGGGAAACCCCAAGGACAGAGCCAGCUCCAGGAGACUCUGCCCCAAAUGCGGUAAAGCUCGGCGCCAGAGACUCUCCGGCAAGGAAGGCUUGCAGACCUCACCUCCAUCUGAUGCUGCAGCCCUGGGCGCAGGAAGAGCAGGACACAGGCACCCACCCCAGGGCAGGGGCAAGAGGCAGCAGGGGCAGGAGGAAAGGGCUGCCGCCACCCAGCAGGCAAAGGGGCUCCAUCUUUCCACAACUUCAUUCUUGCGAGCUGGGCAGGCGGGGUCUCAGCCACACCAGGCCCUCACCAGGCCUCUGCCCUCACAUGUGGCGCCUGGGCACAGGACACUGGAGAGGGAGACACCACCUCUGCUGGGCAGCAUCUGCUGUGGGCUCAUCCUCAUCCUGCCGUGCCUCGAGAGAGUCUGUGCCAAGCUCCAAGAAAAAUCAAGGCCUAAUUUGGCAAGAACAAGGAGAGGGGAGGAGCUGCAAGGGCAAAGGCACAGGCUUUUGGAAGCAGAGCGCCAGCUCCCGCAGGGAUCUCCAGAGGAGAGCAACAGCAUGUGACAGUGACACGCCAGGCUGCAGAUGCUGCGCUCCUGGACUGUGCAGGUGGAGCAGGGCCCAACGGGGCAUGGACCCAGUGAGCAGCAGCUCCCGGCCGGGCCCUCCCAGGGAGCAGGAGCUCUCCUAAUAAAGUCACGUCCAUUGAAAUAAG